UAACUUUGUUGUUACGUGUCAUAAUUGUUAUUUUGAAAUUUAUUUUUAUAUUAAUGUUGAUAAAAUCAGAAAUUUAUUUACUUUCAAUGCGAGCCAUGAUUUUUGAUGAAAUAUGAAGUUGAAAAUGGGCUAUCAGAUGUAUAUUUUAUUAGCAAUUUGCGUGAGUAUGGGUCAUUUUGUCGCAUCUUCCGAAGAUACCAAUGAAAAAACCGACAAAACAGCGAAAGAAGGCGACGCAAAAGCACUUCCUGGAAGCGUUAAAAAGGAUUUAAAAGAACCGAAUGCGACUGUGACUAAUAAAACGACCAAUAGCACGAAAUCCACCGUGAAACCCAAAGAAAUUGAUAAAGAUAAAUUACCGGAAAACGGUUCGGUACAAAUUGAAUCCGGCGCUGUGAUUAGAGGAGUACUAGUUUUAAUCGGAAUUAGCAUGGUAUUUUUUGUAUAUUUAGGAUGUAAAACUUACAGGAGAAGGAAAAUGAAUGUAAUGGUGCGAAAGUAUGGUGUGAGAACGAGAAGGUCUGAUCUCGAAAUGAGGCCACUUCCCCUCGAUGAUGAUGAAGAUGACGAAACCGUUUUCGAUGUAGGAAAUAUUAAUAAAAACUAAUUUCGAAUUUGCAAUAAAAUGUGAGGAAUAGAGGGAAGCGGUUUUGUAAGUAAAUAUUUUUAUAUUUUACAUUCUAAAAACUCUAUUCAUUACAUUUUUAUAUAAAUUAACUGUUUGGAAUGCUUAUUUAAUCCACUAAAGACUGCCGAUUGGGUGCAAUAUAUUUUUUUAAUACAACUAACAUGAUAAAUUUUCUAAAAUGUAUCAAUUCUAGUUCUCUAAAUCAAUCGUUUUGUUAUGUUUGAAGGAGCGUAAUGACACACAUCUUCCAGUUAAAACUUUAUCCUUAAAUAAUAUAAUAAACUACUCGAAGCUACUGGCUAUUUUCUUGAGAACCUUGAUACACGAUUUCUAAAGCUGUAGUUACAGUGCGUACGUCCCCCUCGAUGGCUUUGGCCCAAUUUUCCACGUCUCCUAACUCCUUCAAGGCGCUGCUGAAUUGCUCGACCAAAUUCAACCACUGUUGGGUUUGCUUCGAAAAAUUAGUCGCGCUGCUGUGCAAUUGCUUCGCUUCGGCGUCCAGUUUCUUUUGAUUUAAAUACGCUUGCGCUACGCCUACAUUUAGAUGAUCCACCAAAGCUUGAGUCAAAUCGUUCGCUGCGCUGCAGGCUUCUUUACGUUUCGCUUCUUGAAUUUCUUUCUUCAAAGUCUGCUUGACUUGGUGCUCUUUCACCAUCGAUGAUAACAUGUUUUGGUAUUGGAACGCACUUUAUUGGUAUUUAAGAAGUUGUAUUGAAAUAACGGAUUGUUAGGAAUGUAAAUUUACUGGAAGGUUUCGUUUGUUUAUUUUUAUUCAAGUUCAAGUGUUUUUUAAUUUUUCUGACUUACGUUUGCUGUCAAG
Phyllotreta striolata is the source of this 1448-nucleotide messenger RNA. The record is from the annotation of a GenBank genome assembly. Lineage: Eukaryota; Metazoa; Arthropoda; Insecta; Coleoptera; Chrysomelidae.